AUGCAACGCACACAGCUUAUUCGCAAAUUUUUCUCUCGGGUUGGCGCGUUUGGUGUCCUCUCUACGAGAUACCAGGCUUUUACUGCGGCAAAUAAACCUUAUCUAUCGGGUGUUUCCAUUCCCUUGGCUAUUUCAGCGCGAUUUCACACUGAGGGUCACGGUGGUGGUGACGAGGCAACCCGAACAGGCCAGUAUUUGCUCAACAGGGAUGAUGUUUUGACCCGUGUAUUGGAGGUAGUGAAAAACUUUGAAAAGGUUGAUGCAUCGAAGGUUACUCCAGAGUCCCAUUUUGUUAAUGAUCUCGGACUCAACUCUUUGGAUGUUGUUGAAGUGGUUUUUGCUAUCGAGCAGGAAUUUAUUCUAGAUAUUCCUGACCAUGAUGCUGAGAAGAUUCAAUCCGUUUCUGAUGCAGUUGAGUAUAUUUCCCAAAAUCCAAUGGCGAAGUAG
Trypanosoma rangeli is the source of this 447-nucleotide messenger RNA. RefSeq names its product acyl carrier protein, mitochondrial precursor. Gene Ontology annotation, biological process: fatty acid biosynthetic process. The record is from RefSeq and is a predicted model, not a curated record. The coding region runs from base 1 to 447 and encodes 148 amino acids. Lineage: Eukaryota; Euglenozoa; Kinetoplastea; Trypanosomatida; Trypanosomatidae. Gene Ontology annotation, molecular function: acyl carrier activity; acyl binding. Gene Ontology annotation, cellular component: mitochondrion. The transcript has a single exon.